Messenger RNA from Penicillium cinerascens, 1053 nucleotides. RefSeq lists its product as uncharacterized. The transcript has a single exon. Lineage: Eukaryota; Fungi; Ascomycota; Eurotiomycetes; Eurotiales; Aspergillaceae. The record is from RefSeq and is a predicted model, not a curated record. Bases 1 to 1053 code for a protein of 350 amino acids.
AUGAAGCAGUCUAUCAUCACUUCCCUCGCUGCCCUCGCGGCUUCCGCCUCCGGUGUCCAGGCCACCUUCGGCUCGAUCAGCGUCCCCGUUGGUCUUUGCGCGGCUAUUCUUGGAGAGGCCGACUGCAAGCAGCAGGCCGCCCCCGCCGGCGGCUUGAUCAAUGUGCCCAUCAACGGCUGCAUUGCUGCCCUCGGCAAGGCCAAGUGUGACCAGGCCUCUGCUUCCUCCAACAAUGGCGGCUCCCUGAUCAACGUCCCGAUCAACAUCUGCCUGGCUGUUCUCGGCGACGUCCACUGCAAGGAACACGCCUCGUCCGGUGGUCUCGUCGACAUCCCCAUCAACCUGUGCCUGGCUGUUCUGGGUGAGGCUGAUUGCCAGGAUCAUGGUUCCGGCUCGACUCCCUCCGCUACCACUACCCCCUGCGACACCGAGACUUCCAGCAUGGUUUCUUCCACUGUCAUCGGUGGUUCCACUCCCGCGGCGCCUACCACCACUCCCGCGGAGGCUACCACCACCCCGUGCGACACCGAGACUUCCAGCAUGGUUUCUUCCACUGUCAUCGGUGGUUCCACCCCCGCGGCGGCUACCACCACCCCCUGUGACACCGAGACUUCCAGCAUGGUUUCUUCCACUGUCAUCGGUGGUUCCACCCCGACCGGCACCGCGCCCGCUGUGACUGGCUCGCCUUCCGGUUCUUCCCCCGCUGGCUCUUCUUCCGCCCCCAGCGUGCCCGGACAGUCCAGUGUUCCCGGUGUCCCCGCCGGCCAGUCCAGUGCCCCCGGUGUUCCCGCCGGCCAGUCCUCCAAGUCCACCGUCACCGUUACGAGCACCACCACUAUCUGCAAUGCGUCCUGCGGCAAGACCUCCAUGCGUCUGAUCCCCACUGCUCCCACUGCUCCCGCUGGUGUCUCCGCCGGCGGAGCCGGUCCCACCGGUGCCAGCGGCACCACGCCCACUUCCAGCCCCAUUGCCUUCAACGCGGCUGGCCGCACCACCUUCUCCGGUGUUGCCGUGGUCUUCGGCGCUAUCUUCGCUGCUGCCAUGCAGUUCUAA